Asparagus officinalis (garden asparagus) is the source of this 818-nucleotide messenger RNA. RefSeq lists its product as uncharacterized. The coding region runs from base 108 to 578 and encodes 156 amino acids. The record is from RefSeq and is a predicted model, not a curated record. The transcript is spliced from 5 exons. Gene Ontology annotation, cellular component: outer kinetochore; spindle microtubule. Lineage: Eukaryota; Viridiplantae; Streptophyta; Magnoliopsida; Asparagales; Asparagaceae. Gene Ontology annotation, molecular function: microtubule binding. Gene Ontology annotation, biological process: mitotic cell cycle; cell division; chromosome segregation.
GACCGCACAUCUUCAGAUUCGGCACAAAAUUCUCCACAUCCUUUCUAUUUGUAACAGAAAAAAAGAGCGGCAAAAAAGUUGAAAAUUUUAGCAAAAAGCAAAAGGAAAUGGACGAUCGCCGGCGGCGACAGAAGCAGCAGCAGCACUCGGCGGUGGACGAAGUGAUGAAUCUGAUGAUCAAAGCGAACCGCGAUCUCUCGAUCGUCCAGCGCCGCCUCGAUCAGGAGUUCCAAGCCACUUAUCCUGAACAUGCGAAUCCCUGCAAGCUUGUUGCCCGGAUUAAGAAGAUCCAAGAGGAUUUGGUGUCGCUCAAGGAGUUGUGCCGAGAUCUCCUCAAAGAGAAGCAGGAUUUGAUCGACAAAGCAACAACUCUGGUUGCACAAAGAAACUCUCUACAACGUCUGCUAGCGUCCUCGGGUCUUCCACUUAUAGACGAUUCUGAUGAGAUGGCAUAUACACAUUUAAAUCAGGUUAUUAACGAAUGGGCAGAUCACGUUAGAGGAAAAAAAGGGGAUGAGAAGGAGAGUGAAGAGGAUAUCAAUCAAAUACUUUUCUCGGCAAUAGUGCGGAACAAUUAAGGUUUAGCAGCACCCGUUGGCAAGUGUUUUUCUCAUAUUACAUUGAGCUUAAUUAUUUGAUCGGAUUAAUCCCAAUGUGAAUAUCCAAAACUUAUGUGUUUUAAAGGUUGUAUUGCCUUCGGCUCUAUGGUGGAAGACCCACAUAUUUAACGUUUUGUGUAAAGUUUUCUAAAGUUACAUAAUGUUGUGUAUCUUUUCCGGUAAGUUCAAUUUUAUGCUCUGAGAAAGAGAAUUAACAUU